CAUGGGAAUAUGUACUGUCGUUAACUGUCUGAAUAUUUUGGUCAUUAGCCGUGUCCUCCAUUAUCACUGCAAUCAUUUUUUUUAAAAACAAUAAAUUCUAAGUCGUAACUGCCUUUAGGAGAACGAGCUGAAAAACUGACUGACAAGUUUACGGAAAGCAUGUACGUCCUUGCCAACGAGCCGUCCGUGGCUCUUUACAGACUGCAGGAGCAUGUCAGGCGGUCGCUACCCGAACUGGUGCAGCAUAAGACAGAUAUGCAAAGUUGGGAGGAGCAGAGUCAAGGUGCUAUCUAUACAGUGGAGUACGCCUGCAGUGCUGUGAAAAGCAUGACCAACAGCAGCCUAUAUUUCAAAAACAUUGACAGUCUCCUGCGACAAGCCAUCAGCAUGAAGGAACAGAUUAGCACCUUUCAAGGUCGGAGGAGAAGGACCACAGAGUCUGGCAUGCCAAAGGAAGGGGGAGAAACGCACAGCUCUGGGAUAUAAUGUGACUUUGUAAAGUGGUGGUCUUUCUUUUUUUUCUUUUUUUUUUUUACGUCCCCUGCACUGUUGCCUCGAUGUUUGUAGCUGAUUUGGAGUCAGACCAACGACACCUUCAUCGUCACAAUAGAGCGACUGCCUCAACGAACACCAUAGUGCAUGCCGCUCAGUGGAACAGAG
This is a messenger RNA of Cynoglossus semilaevis (tongue sole), 660 nucleotides long. RefSeq names its product BLOC-1 related complex subunit 8 (gene borcs8). The transcript is spliced from 5 exons. Bases 160 to 486 code for a protein of 108 amino acids. Gene Ontology annotation, cellular component: BORC complex. The record is from RefSeq and is a predicted model, not a curated record. NCBI's taxonomy places the organism in Eukaryota, Metazoa, Chordata, Actinopteri, Pleuronectiformes, Cynoglossidae.